GAUUCCUGCAAGUUUAGCAGAUUCCUGAGUUGAAGGUGUUGCAUUGAAGGCUUUUUUAUGUCCGAUUCGGCCAUCAUCUAUUUGGGAUCAGUUGGGUUGCUUGGAGAGUAUUUUCCUUUAUCCAGGAAAAAGUACAGACCCUUGCCUAGAAAAAUCAGCUGCAUGCAUCUCGAGCCAUAUCAGGAAUACCCUGAGUUCUGUGGUUGCUUCUCUUGGCAACCUCCUAUAGUCACAGGAGGGUCUUCUUCCCAAGUCCUCACAGCCUUAACGGCCGACACUGCUGCUUAUUGUCCUUCAAAUUCCUCAAUUUGCUGCUCUUGAUAUCCUGUUAUCUUUUGUGAAUUUCACUAGUCAUCAUGGCUUUGCAAAACAUUGGAGCUGGAAACAGUGAUGAUGCCUUCUACAGAUAUAAGAUGCCCAAAAUGAUUACCAAAAUCGAGGGCAGAGGCAAUGGCAUCAAAACCAACAUAGUUAAUAUGGUUGAUAUUGCAAAGGCUUUGGCAAGGCCAGCUUCUUACACAACCAAAUAUUUUGGUUGUGAGCUUGGAGCUCAAUCCAAAUUUGAUGAGAAAGCUGGGACUUCUCAUGUUAAUGGGGCACAUGAUACUGCAAAACUUGCUGGUCUUCUGGAGAACUUCAUUAAGAAAUAUGUUCAGUGUUAUGGUUGUGGGAAUCCUGAAACGGAGAUCAUGAUCACCAAGAGUCAAAUGAUCCAGCUAAAAUGUGCUGCUUGCGGCUUUGUGUCAGAUGUGGACAUGAGAGACAAGCUGACCACCUUUAUAAUCAAGAAUCCUCCUGAAUCCAAGAAAGGGUCCAAAGACAAGAAGGCGAUGAGGAGAGCUGAGAAGGAGAGACUGAAAGAAGGUGAAGCAGCUGAUGAGGAACUGAAAAAAUUGAAAAAGGAGGGUAAGAAGAAGGGUUCUUCCUCUUCCAAGGAUGGAACUACAAAAUCAAAAAAGAAAUCCACUGGCUCUGAUGAGGACCGUGCAUCACCUACUCAUGGUCAGGUUCAUGAGGAACCUCGUGUUGAAGAGGAAGAGGAUCAUGAUGUCCAGUGGCAAACAGAUACAUCACUGGAGGCUGCUCGCCAGCGCAUCCAGGAACAAUUAAGUGCUGUGACAGCUGAUAUGGUUAUGCUCUCUACGGAAGAGCCAGAGAAGAAGGCAAAAGCAGCUAACAAGGUUAAUGGUGGGUCUGAGAAUGGGACCUCAAUGUCAUACAGGUCUCUUGUUGAGGAAGUCAAAUCUGAUUUGCAGAAAGGUGUAUCUGCGAAGGAACUUCAGCACCAUUUAGCAUCCCUUUCUGCAUCUUCUCAGGAAAAAAUGAGUGCUUUGUUUGAGGCCCUUCUUUCCGGCAUUGAGAAAGGAUUCGCCAAGGAAGUUGUCAAAAAGAGGAGCUACCUUGCUGCUGCUGUUGCUGGGGAGGAAGGAUCGCAGAUGCUAUUGCUCCAUGCAGUUGAGGACUUCUGCUGCAAGGGCAGUUCCAAUGCUUUGAAGGAGGUUGCCUUAGUGCUGAAGGCACUUUAUGAUGCUGAUGUGCUGGAAGAAGAGCACAUAGUGCAAUGGUAUCAGAAAGGGCUCAAGGGAGAUUCCAAGGACUCUAAGAUAUGGAAGAAUGCUCAACCAUUCAUCGAGUGGCUUCAGAAUGCAGAAUCAGAGUCAGAGGAAGAGUAAUGCGUUGUGCUUAGUUUGUCUUUGGUUCUAUUUUGUUGCUUAUGUCUUCAGUUUCAAAUAAAGGGUCUGGUUGGCCCUAUGUAUGUGUUGAGCCUUGCUAUAUGGACUCUGAUUUGUUGCAUUUUAUAGUCGACUCUGGUGGACCCAUGCGGGGCUGAGACUCGUGCGUGUCUGUUACCAUAUAUAAUUCGUAUUGCUUGCUUAUGUUUGUCUUAAAUCGUUGGGUCGUGAUGUUAUAAAAUUUCCCUGUUUGGAUGGUUUUCCUGAAGUACUUAUCACGGUGUUUAGUUGAUUGACACAAUCUUCUGAAGAUUACAGAGGUU
Messenger RNA from Neltuma alba, 1996 nucleotides. Its product is annotated as eukaryotic translation initiation factor 5. Gene Ontology annotation, cellular component: cytosol. The transcript has a single exon. Gene Ontology annotation, molecular function: GDP-dissociation inhibitor activity; translation initiation factor activity; eukaryotic initiation factor eIF2 binding. Bases 357 to 1673 code for a protein of 438 amino acids. Gene Ontology annotation, biological process: formation of cytoplasmic translation initiation complex; translational initiation. The record is from RefSeq and is a predicted model, not a curated record. Lineage: Eukaryota; Viridiplantae; Streptophyta; Magnoliopsida; Fabales; Fabaceae.